Aplosporella prunicola CBS 121167 is the source of this 841-nucleotide messenger RNA. RefSeq lists its product as uncharacterized. The transcript has a single exon. Lineage: Eukaryota; Fungi; Ascomycota; Dothideomycetes; Botryosphaeriales; Aplosporellaceae. The coding region runs from base 433 to 606 and encodes 57 amino acids. The record is from RefSeq and is a predicted model, not a curated record.
UCCUCCAACCGCGGCCGCGAGCACAAGAAGCGCAACCGCGUGCGCAUAUGAAGCGGGCAGGGCCAGCUACGCAAGACCAUUCUGCCUAUCCACUACAACCUGCGAACAAACUCGUUCCAGCAUCUAGAACCGUCACUUUGCUCCAGACGUAGUAGCGAGCGUACUUUCAUACCCGCAAGACCGCCGCCCUUCGCACUCCCCAAGCUGCAGCGCGCAGCCUGGCUUCGACCUACGCCUUCAACACUGCGAGAGCCUUUUUUCCUCUAGGCUACCACCACGCAGCCUCCAUGCGCAGCACUAUCACGCUUAGCAUCCUCGCACCCGUAUAAAAAGCCACAAACCCACGCCCAUCGGCAACAUCGCAAACAGCAGAUCCGUCCCGAUCCCGCGAUACACACCGUCACCAGCCAUACUACGCGCUACUACACAACCAUGUCUGCACAAACGUCCAAGACGAUAACCACGAGCACGUCCGCGCCACUUAGCGCGCCGACGUCGCCGCCACCCGCCUCAGCCCCUUGUCACAAGGUGAUCACAGCCUUGCUCUCGCCGGGCCGGGCCGAUCGGCUGACAGAGGGCAGAGAGACUGGCAUGGCCAAAGCGUAGGGAUGGAAGGAACUUUUAGGAAGCCGUGGACGAGAAAGUCGAGAAUGCCAAGGUGGUAGACUUUAGCUCUUUUAACGCAGGCAAAGAGUAAUGGAUUGGUUAUAAUUGGGGAGAAGACUCGGAUAGGGUAGAGAGGUGAGUUGCUAAGAUUACUACAUUACUCUUAGGUGUAGCGGGUCUGGUGUAUCAUUUCAGAUAUGCUUAUCCCUUUUUUUUUUUUUUUUUUUUUUUUUUU